AUGCCCACCAAUGAAAUGCCAGCUCCUGGACCAAAUGCAGAUGGAAGAAAAAUGAGCGGUCCCUUGUGCGCAGGACCUGUCAGCAAGGACCAUUCAGCGAUUCCUGUGUUAAGGGGCACAUCAAGGAUGCUUGACCACAUGAGGCCUGUUUCUUCCUCCCUGGAGUACAGUUUUGUUCCAGAGGAGAUUUUCCGAACCCUGACCUGUGCAAGCAGUUCUCUCAGCAGUCCAGAAUACUUAAAAUCCCACCAAACAGUAAAAAACACAAUGGGCUUCAGGCAAGCAACCCUAGCACAUAGUCUGGUUCCCAAGGAAUUUCACAUCGUGAAGAACAGGGGAGUUUUGCCCUUGAAGUACUUCGAUGAGAAACCUGCUGGGAGGUUAGAAGUCAUCCAGCUGAUGGAGGCAAUGGACAACAUGUUGGAAAAAGCGGGAGUAGAUGAGCUAAUCAGACUGCACAACGUGCUGGAGCUACUGAAGGCGGAACAGAACAUUUACAACAUAGUUUUCCAUGAGCUGAUUCGGCAGGUCAGCGUGGACUGCGUGGAGAGAGGACAUCUGCUUUCUAAGCUCAGGCAGAGGUAUGUGGAUCUCCUGGAGCGGAUUCCUCAACAGAUGAAGACUCUCUACAAAAAAAUGAUGGCACAGCAGUUGCUUGACAGACAUAUUACAAAGGAACUACUCUAUUUUAAGGAGUCUGUUGAACAGCUGACCAGUGAGCUGUAUGAGGUACGAGAACAUGACCGCAAGGUGACCAGAGAAGCAGAAAAAGCUCAAGAGGAGCUAGCUGCAGCCAUGCAGGAGGCUGAGGCGAAUGCAAACCUUUUGGAACAGUAUCGGGAGUUGUAUGAGUUACAGAGGAGAAGACUGGAGGACCAGGUUCUGCUGGUAGCUCAAGAGAGAGACAUCUGGAGCUCAGCUGCAUAUGACCUGGCUCUGAAGGACACGAGAGACCUUGCUGAUCUGCAGGAAGAGGCAGAGCAGUUCAGAGAAAUGUUGGGUCGUGUUGGAGCAGAAAUAGAGCAUUUGGAGGAGUCCAGCAAGGAAAAACUGCAAAUUGUGUGCCGCAGUCUCAACAAGUGGCUUCAGUACCGUGACAGGAACUUUUCCUCUCAGAUGAAUGAAGAGCUAUUGGAUGAAAUCAUACCAGAUAUGAAGAUCUUGAUAAACAUGCUGAAGGAAGACGUACAGCAGUAUGGAGGAGGGGUGUACCUAGCAAAGACAGAAAGUCUCAGGAGUGCUGCCAGGCUACAGGAACACUGGACAGAGCUAGGACAAACAGUGCUGAAUCGACACCAGGACUUCACUGGGGCAUUGCCUCCACAGCAUGCUGCCCUGGGAGAAAUAAACCAAAGUGCACGUGAACUCUACCAGCAAUACAAUAUACGGAUAAGUGGGAAUAAUGGCACAACUAUGUUUUUGACAGCCUUGGUGAGAAGUAUGGAAGAUUGGUUAUUUAAGGUGCAAAAGCUGAAGAAAGGUUCUGGCAUGCACAAAGCUGAGCUGCAGGCAUUUUAUCACAGGAUUCCUUCAUGGUUGGCCCAGGUGGAUGCAGUGAUGAGCUUUAUAGGCUCUGGCCAGUUGCAUGAAGCUAGGAAUGAUAUGGAACUACAUCUCCCGGUGGUACCUAGAGAAUUUUUUAAGAUGAUUCAGCAAUGGAUUCUGUCCAUGAAUAAUGAGGUUGAGAAGAGUAUCAUGCAUCUUAAUGAAGAAGUGACUGAACUGCACAGAAACCAGACCCUGUGGCUGGUGAAUUUGCUGCGACAUGUGACAGCAGACCGCUUGUUCUGUGAGUGUCCCCAGCAGCAGGAGUCAGAGACUGAGAUGGACAAGGAGCUCAGGCUUCUGAGUGCUCAUAAACUACAGGAUGAAGCUAAAGAGCUGGUUGCCAAGAUGUGCAGGCUGUCUGGUUCUAUAGUCAGCUCCUGCCGUGAGAUUGUCAGUGCAAUUGUUCGAAAGAAACGGUCAGAGAUGGAUUUAGAAGCUGAUUUUGAGCUGGAGGAGCUGAAUAAGAUCAAGCAGCAGCCCAGUGCUGGUGCAGAUGAUCUGAGUGAAGGUGGUGAAGCUACUGCAGACAUGAUCAGAUAUGUAGGACACGACUCCAACAUCCACCUGAAGUCCCUGAAGUCAGACAUCAUUUCUGUCACAGGGAGGGAGAUGACUGCCAGCAAGUCGUCAACUCCCUUUUCUCAGAAAGAGUUUGAAGCCCUUGCCAUGCUGGAACACCUGCAAGUGCAGCUCCUAGAAACAGAGAUCCGUGCUCAGAAUGCAGAGGAGAGAGCUGAAGGUUUUGAGAAGAAGCUGGGAGAAGCUCUGGAGAAAAUCCAGGAGCUAGAGAGAGAGCUGGAGAAAAAGGGGAAAGUUGUCCCUGAAGCUACACCCAAAGAAGGACAAGGUCAGGAUAAUUAG
Molecule: messenger RNA, 2409 nt
Organism: Cygnus atratus (black swan)
Lineage: Eukaryota; Metazoa; Chordata; Aves; Anseriformes; Anatidae
Gene: AXDND1
Product: axonemal dynein light chain domain containing 1
Exons: 18
Coding region: 1-2409 (802 amino acids)
Source: RefSeq, a predicted model, not a curated record